Messenger RNA from Ziziphus jujuba (common jujube), 2123 nucleotides. Its product is annotated as protein DGS1, mitochondrial. The coding region runs from base 107 to 1906 and encodes 599 amino acids. The transcript has 14 exons. The record is from RefSeq and is a predicted model, not a curated record. Gene Ontology annotation, cellular component: mitochondrial outer membrane. NCBI's taxonomy places the organism in Eukaryota, Viridiplantae, Streptophyta, Magnoliopsida, Rosales, Rhamnaceae.
UUCCUCUUGCUUGUUUGUACUUCCUGUCUGCGAAGUCGUACAUUUACAACGUUAUAGCAAAAUAGUCGAAAAGGUUUUUGAUUUGAGAGUGCAGCGAGGUUCGAGAAUGGACGACGAAGAGACUGGUAAUGCCGAAAACCAACAACGCAACGACCUGAAAACCCUAAUCUCGUUCUACUCCAAUUAUCUGUGGAACCAAGCUCUCACUUUCAUUCCCUCUUCCGAUUCCAAUUUUCUCCGCAAAAUUUUCAACCUCUAUCGCCAAUCAGCUCGCGCCAGGUCGAGGAGGCGUCGAGCAUCUCUUCCUCUUCCAUUGCCUUCCAACGCUCUCGACUCCUCUCUGGUAGAAACAGAGGCAUCUAGGGUUUUUGAGGUUCUGGAGAACAUUUUGGAACACAGCUGUUUGAACUUGCAUAACAUUCAGAAGAACUUGCAAUUUUGGCAAUCUAAGGCUGAGGGAUCAAAUGCUCAAAAAGUAUAUUUUAUGGUUUUUGAGAGAGGCCCACGGGCUUUUAUUGAUGGAACAAUUCAGCUGAUACGUGAAUAUGUUGCUGAAGGUUCUUCCUUGCAGCAAUUAUCUCAUUCUGCGUCUACUUACAUUCAUGAAAGAAUAUCCAUUUUAACUAGCUUAAGGUGUUCACUUGCCACAUUUUUGGCCCAGGUCUAUGUUGCAGUUGACCAGUCUGGAAAGGAGUUAGUGAAUGAUCCAGAGAAUUCACUGCCAUCUUUAUUGGUUGUAAUUAAUUCUUUAUUCUCACAAUUAGAGACAUCCAUUGGCAAUCUACAUGCCAUGCGUCAGGUUGAUUCAUCAAUUGAUGCAAGCUACUCAUUUCCACUACUGUUUGAGAAACUGCCAGAAGUAAAUCAAGAAGGAUCCCAGUGGACAGAUUGUGAAAUCAAGGAUACUAUCAACUUGGUUUAUCUAAAUCUGAGCAAAUUGGAUUCUUACUUAUCGUUUAUUGUUGCCAAGCAUCGUAAACCAAGGAAGGUAACUCAAUACUGGAUCCGCUAUAUGUGUGGGGCUGUUGGCCUUUCAGUUUGUUCUAUAUGGCUCCUGCAACAUAGUAGUUUGAUGGGAAGUCCUGACAUUGACAAUUGGGUUCGUGAAGCAAGGAAUUCCACUGUUAGCUUUUUCAAUGAUCACGUAGAGCAACCGCUUCUGUCUAUUAGAGAUGAACUUUUUGAGACAUUUAGAAGGAGACACAGAGGUGUAAUGGAGCUUGAAGAAGUGCAGUUAACGUCUAAUUCUCUACAUAGGAUGUUGUUGGCUUUUAGUGAGCAGACAAAAGGGCAAAAGUUCCCAGAGAAUGCAUCAGAUCAGGAAAUGCUUGAAAUAGUUAUGGCCAGGUAUGAAAAGGAACUUACGCAUCCCAUCCAGAACCUUCUUAGUGGAGAGCUUGCUCGUGCCUUGCUCAUCCAGGUGCAGAAACUAAAGUUGGAUAUUGAGACGGCAAUGCUUGAACUCAACCAGAUUCUUAGGGCGAAUGAGAUCAACUUUGCUAUUCUAGCUGCAUUACCUGCAUUUUUUCUCUCCCUUCUUUUGCUAAUGUUAGUCCGUGCGUGGCUUAAACAGGAUACUAGAGCAGAAGGAAGGGGAAGAAUUGCUCGGCUUCAGAGGAGGCUACUUCUUGUGGAGGUUGAGAAAAAGAUAAUGCAAUAUCAAACUUAUAUAGAACAAGGGCUGGAAAGCGAUGCACAAUGCAUGUUUGGAUUGCUAUUAUAUAGUUUGGAUCGCCUAUACCUUGCUGUUGAGAGACAUGCAAAAGCAAGUGGUGAAUGGCAGUGUUUAAAGCAGGAUAUCAUUGACUUAGGAAAGCCUGGGCUUCAAACUGCAUAUAAGCUCACUGUGACGUCACGUAUGGAACGGAUGUAUGACUCUCUACUUCCCUCACUGAAACGACAAUAGCUUUUGUUUUAGGUUUUGCAUUUUUUUUUUUUUUCACAAUUUUGGUCCGUGAAUGCCCGAUUUAAAAUUCUGUAUGGAUUAUAAAAUUUUACGUCUAAUACAAAAGUGAAUUCAGGAUUUUAAAUUUUAUGUGUUGUAUAAUUAGACACAAGUGGAGUUGGUUUGACCUAUGAUUAAUUUUUAAGUUACAUGUUAGAAGUGAAAUAUUUAUACAUUA